Messenger RNA from Myxocyprinus asiaticus (Chinese sucker), 2489 nucleotides. Its product is annotated as zinc finger protein 660-like. The record is from RefSeq and is a predicted model, not a curated record. Gene Ontology annotation, molecular function: DNA-binding transcription factor activity, RNA polymerase II-specific; RNA polymerase II cis-regulatory region sequence-specific DNA binding. Gene Ontology annotation, biological process: regulation of transcription by RNA polymerase II. The transcript is spliced from 3 exons. Lineage: Eukaryota; Metazoa; Chordata; Actinopteri; Cypriniformes; Catostomidae. Bases 67 to 1767 code for a protein of 566 amino acids.
GAAAGAAGAACUCACAGUUUGAUCACUCAGCCGGUGUGUGUUUAUAGCUCAUUGUUUAUUGUUGAGAUGUUGAAGAUGAGUUUGCAGGUGGAUCUGAUGUGCUGUAAAUCAGUAGGAACUGAUCUGUCCAUGCUGGAUAUUGAUGAUUUGAUGACAGAAAUCUCUCAGCUGAAGAAAGAGGUGGCGUUACUGGAGGCAAAGCUGAGGGAAAGAGAGCUUUCAGAUCAGAGAUCCGGAGACACACAAGACUCAGAGCUCAGCCUCACUUUACUCUGUUAUACUGACGCUCAGGAGAGUGUGUGUGACAGUAAUCAGGGUGAUCAAACCUCCACAGAGUCUCUGGCUUCUGUCUGUAAUGCUGAUGGAGAACAGCAGAUGCUCAAGAUACCAUUGAAGAUGUGUUCAGUGAAGCUGAUGGACUGCAGGAACCUCAUGGAGAUGAGACGAGAAACCACAGCACUUGAACAACACAUUGAUUAUGAUAAUGAAGACAACGACGAAGAUGAUGAUGAUGAUGAAAACACAGAAGAGAAACAACACACUGAUGAAGAUGAUGAUGAUAAAACUACAGCACACCAACAACAUAUUGAUGAAGAUGAUGACAAAAACACAGCACAGGAACAACACUCUGAUCAACAUGAAAGUAAUGAUUAUGAGGAUGAUGAUGAUGAUUUUAUUCCUUCAGAUACAAACAGUGGUUCAUCUGAUGGAGAAGUGGCUUCUACAUCAAAACAGCAUCUUUCCUGCAAAAUUUGUGAGAGGACAUUCACUGAGAAAGGACGUUUAGCGAGACAUGAGAGAAGACACAAAGAGCAGAAAGUCUUCAAAUGUAAGAGAUGUGAGAGCAGCUUUUCCACCUUAAAAGAGAGGAACUGUCAUGAAUCAGAAGUGCACAAAGUAAAAAAGGAGUGUCCCUGUGAGCAGUGCGGGAAGGUUUUCCUUACUACUUCUAAUCUGAAAGUUCACAUGAAGACACACACUGACGAAAAGCCUUUCAGCUGCAGUGAGUGUGACAAGUGUUUCAGAAUGAAAAGAAAUCUUGAUAUUCAUAAGAGAAUACACACGGGGGAGAAACCAUACAAGUGUCCUCACUGUGAGAAGAGAUUCACCCACAAGAGUCAUAUGAACUCACAUGUCCGUUUGCACACCAAUGAGAGGCCGUAUCAGUGCAAAGAAUGUGGGAAAACCUUUAAACAAUUAUUUUGUCUAAAGACACAUCAGAAAAUACACUCUGGGGAGAAACCCUAUCAAUGCUCACAUUGUGAUAGAUGUUUCCGUCAGAAAUCUGAUCUGAAACGUCAUGAAAGGCGACAAUCUGGGGAGAAACCCUUUCAAUGCUCACACUGUGACAAGCGUUACCAUCUUGAAUCUGACAUGAAAUAUCAUGAAAAAAGACACUAUGGAGAAAAACUUUACCUCUGCUCUUACUGUGGAAAAAGAUUUUAUGUACCAUCUGAAUUAAUAGUUCAUCAGAGAGUUCACACGGUAGAAAAGCUGUAUCACUGUAGCGUUUGUGGGAAGAGUUUCAAUCAAAAUGUUCGCUUACUAAAGCACAAGAGAACACAUAGUGGAGAAAGACCUUUCAAAUGCACUCAGUGUGACAAGACGUUUACCCGAUCAGAUAACCUGAAAACCCAUCAGAGAGUCCAUACAGGAGAGAAACCUUACAGCUGCUCCAUCUGCGGGAAAGCAUUUGGUUUUUUAGCAAGUUUAUAUACUCAUCAGAAGACACAUGCUAGAGAUCAAACUGCCCUGAAAUCAUCGUAGUGUUUUCAGGCAUCAACAUUAAAUCCCAAUUACACUAUUGAAGGCAAAGUUUUGUCAUAAUCAUGCAGCCCUAAAGUUCACUCCCCAAAAACUGAUCAGAAGUCAAAUAAUUUUUAUUUGGAUGGCGUUGUUCACAAUGCACACAUUGUUUCAAAGCAGCUUUAUGGAAAAUCAUACUGUAAUGUCUUAAAGCCUCCAGCUGUAAAGAGAGUCAUGCUUUAAUGUCUUCAUCUUUAAGCCCCCAGUGAGCAAGCCAAAGGUGACUGUGGCGAUGAACAAAAACUCUAAAAGAUGUUACUGCAGGAAAAAAAAAGAACCCUGGAAGAAUCCAGACUGAGCUGGCGGAGCUAGUUCCUCUGUCUAUUCAGCAUGAAAAUAAUGCCAAUUAAUUAGCCAUGUCUAAUGCCAGUCAUGUAUUAAUGAAGUAUAAAGUGGUGCAGGUGAGCAUCAUUGUUCACCAUGCUCCCUUACCUGAAAUGUCAUGUUUUCAGAAGUCUCUCAGUGCAUGUGUAUAUUAACAAACUCAAAGCCUUAUUUUCUCUUUAAAGUGAUUGUAAUUAUCUUUCAUCCAUAAUGUGCAUGAAAGAGAAAUAACCUUUUAAAUGUCAGAGAUAACUUGUAUUUGACAAAAUAGUUCUAGUUAUUAAGCAGUUCUUAGGAUGGAUAUGGUCUGGAUGUAUUUUUGCGUCCAUUAAAGGAAUAAAAGUAUGUAUGUGAAGCAU